AUCUCACCUCUAAUAACAUUAUUUUCUCCUUCUCUUCCUUUCUCUCUUUUUCUUCCUUUUUUUCUCUUUCAAUCAUCUUUUUCAUUCCUACUCUUUCUUUCUUUGUUUGAUUAUACUUCUCUAGCUUCACUUAAUUACUUCAUUUCACACCUCACAAGGCAUCCAAGCCAAAGACUUGUAGCUUAGUUCCUUACCUUCUUUUUCUCAUAAGCAAAUCAGUUGAAAUAUUCAGACACACAUAAACAGACACAAAUAUAGAAAGAUAAUAGAUGGUUUCACACGGUGGGAGGGGGGGAAUAAGCAACAACAGCGGAGAGGGAGGAGGACUACAUAUGGUGUUGAAGAAAGGGCCGUGGACAGCAGCUGAGGAUGCUGUGUUGUUGGAGUAUGUGAAGAGGCAUGGAGAAGGGAACUGGAAUGCUGUGCAGAAGAAUACCUCCUUGCAGAGGUGUGGGAAGAGUUGUCGUCUUCGAUGGGCUAACCAUUUAAGGCCUUUUCUCAAGAAAGGUCCCUUUACUCCUGAGGAAGAAAAGACCAUCAUUGAUCUUCAUGCCAAGAUUGGCAACAAAUGGGCUCGCAUGGCCACUCAGCUGCCUGGGAGAACAGACAACGAGAUCAAAAACUACUGGAACACAAGGCUUAAGAGACGUCAGAGAGCUGGUUUACCGGUUUACCCUGUGGAGUUACUCCAACAAUACAACCACCGCCACCACCUUAAGACGCUUCAAAACAUUCCACUUUCUCCAUCAUGCUCUUUCGCUUCUAUCAUAUCUGCAGCAGCUGCUGCUUCCUCAUCCACCUCUCAUCAAAAUCAGUACUGCUGCCAAAACCAAAGCUCUGUCAAUUUUAUGAAAAAUUGCACUCCACUUGAUCUUCUUGAUUACACUCCAUACCGUGAUAACAUGAAUCCUAGCAACUCCUUUUCAUUACCUCGACAAGUUAUCAACAAUGGUAUGACCAGUGGUAAUGGUUUUUCAUACCAGAAUGGGCAGCUCUUUCAUCAGGCCCUUUCGGGGAAAUCUCUAUCCUUUGAUAAUCUUGGCCUUAAUUCCGGUCCUGAUCCAGUAUCUUCCAGUGCUACUAAUAUUGAUCCUGUAGGAUUAUUUGGUAUGGGCACAGGUAAUAACGAGCUCUCUUCAAUCCAAAAUACAGUCCAAACUUCUAAUAAUUCAGUGUACACUGGAAGUGAUGAUGUGAUGGGAGUAGCCUCAAGUGAGGGCGACGAAGAAUAUGAUAAGGUUGCAAGAGGCAACAGUGGCUUGCUAGGAGAUCUACUUGAAGAGUCUCAAACUAUCAAGCGUCACAAAGAUAAUUCAGAGAAGAACAUUAAGGCCGCAGAUGAUCAAGUAUCAGCAGAUACUUUUUUCAAGGAUGUCAAUACGAAUGGCCUCAGCAACAGUACUGGAUCAGCUUUUAUUUCUGGAAUGAACGAUAAAAAGGAUGAGGCAAUAGAGGAGAUGAACAUCAUGGACGAGGAUCUCUUGCGUUUACUGGACUGCCCUUCUCCGGUGUGUAUUCCAGAUUGGUACGACGUUGGUAGCAGUAAUAACAGCAACUACUCGAGUAGAGAACCAUCAAACGUUACAAUUGCUCAUGUACCCAACAUUAAACCAGAUGACGAUGAUGAUUGGGAUGAGGAUAUUUGCUGCUGGACCAACAUGCCUCGUGUUCUUUCUUAGCUCGAAUUAUUGUCAAAUCGAUUGUGCUUUACUAUAGAUGUUGUGCAAUACUUUAUUUUGUGCCGGUGUUUGUAACAGUACUGUAUUAGUUGCUUUCGUAGCCUGUUGUAUCAGCCAGUUCUUAGCAUUAUUAAUUUGAAUUGCAGUUGGUUUGUAUAAA
Messenger RNA from Daucus carota subsp. sativus, 1839 nucleotides. RefSeq names its product transcription factor MYB97. The record is from RefSeq and is a predicted model, not a curated record. The transcript is spliced from 3 exons. Gene Ontology annotation, molecular function: catalytic activity. NCBI's taxonomy places the organism in Eukaryota, Viridiplantae, Streptophyta, Magnoliopsida, Apiales, Apiaceae. The coding region runs from base 270 to 1679 and encodes 469 amino acids.